Messenger RNA from Acinonyx jubatus (cheetah), 1314 nucleotides. RefSeq names its product cms1 ribosomal small subunit homolog (gene CMSS1). Bases 154 to 1095 code for a protein of 313 amino acids. The transcript has 11 exons. Gene Ontology annotation, cellular component: 90S preribosome; nucleus. The record is from RefSeq and is a predicted model, not a curated record. NCBI's taxonomy places the organism in Eukaryota, Metazoa, Chordata, Mammalia, Carnivora, Felidae.
UUUGUGACGUCAUCGCCACGGGGCGGAGGCGACGGUGUCUGAAGAGACUCGGCGCGUGCUGCCAACGCUGGCCUCCCGGCUUGGAAGCUGCUAGAAGACCAGACGCUGUCCGCUUUCCCUUGGUGGUCCACCCACACCUAGUCCCGUCUGGAGAUGGCAGACGAUCUUGGAGACGAGUGGUGGGAGAACCAGCCUGCAGGAGCAGCCAGCAGCCCAGAACUUACAGAGAAAGGACAUGUUUGGGAACCAAGAAGAAUUGUGCCAUGCUGUAUGUACCACACAGUAGGAGGAGUCCCAGGAGAUAAGUGGCAAACAAUGAAGGCAUCAGAUGGUGAAGGAAGAGGAGACACAGAAAUGAUGCAGCAGGAGACAGCUCCAGUUCCUGCCCUGUCAAAGAAAACCAAACAGCCUAAAGAAUGUUUCUUAGUACAACCAAAGGAAACAAAAGAAGAUGCCACCAAGACAAGGAAGAGAAGAAAGAAGAAGAUUACUGAUGUUCUUGCAAAAUCAGAGCCAAAACCAGGGACUCCUGAAGACCUACAGAAGCUGAUGAAGGACUAUUACAGCAGCAAUCGCUCAGUGAUUGAGUUAGAGGAACUAAACCUACCAGACUCCUGUUUCCUCAAGGCCAAUGAUUUGACUCAUAGUCUUUCAUCAUACCUGAAAGAAAUCUGCCCUAAGUGGGUAAAACUUCGGAAAAAUCAUAAUGAGAAGAAAUCAGUCCUGAUGCUGAUCAUCUGCAGCUCUGCCCUCCGGGCCCUGGAGCUUAUUAGGUCGAUGACAGCAUUCAGAGGAGACAGCAAAGUUAUGAAAUUAUUUGCAAAACACAUAAAGGUCCAGGAGCAGGUAAAGUUGCUGGAGAAGCGUGUUGUGCACCUGGGUGUAGGAACUCCAGGAAGGAUUAAAGAACUCAUUAAACAAGGUGGCCUUAAUUUGAACCCCUUAAAAUUUCUGGUUUUUGACUGGAACUGGAGAGAUCAGAAGUUGAGGAGGAUGAUGGACAUUCCCGAGAUAAGAAAGGAGGUUUUUGAACUUCUGGAAAUGGGAGUCCUCAGUCUGUGCAAGUCAGAAUCUUUGAAGCUGGGCCUUUUCUAAGUCUGGGUCCUAUGAAAAUUCCAGUUUUUAUGGGAUUUGCAUCUCGUUUAAUAGCUCUGGAAUAUUGCAAGCACUCAGUAAAUAUCAGCUAUUGUUUUAUUAUGUUAACUGCAUCACCAGAUGAAUCACUAGAAAUUUUUGAUGGAGAUUCUUUGACAAAACUGAAGCUGUCCUUUGCCAACCUCUCUGUAUAAUAAAGUAUCACCAGCUUGUGUGUGA